Messenger RNA from Magnusiomyces paraingens, 1269 nucleotides. RefSeq lists its product as uncharacterized. NCBI's taxonomy places the organism in Eukaryota, Fungi, Ascomycota, Dipodascomycetes, Dipodascales, Dipodascaceae. Bases 1 to 1269 code for a protein of 422 amino acids. The record is from RefSeq and is a predicted model, not a curated record. The transcript has 2 exons.
AUGAACAACUUUGACUACGCAUCGAACCAACUACCACAUUCACAUUCACAUUCACAUUCACAUUCACAUUCACAUUCACAUUCACAUUCACAUUCACAUUCACAUUCACAUUCACAUUCACAAUCACAAUCACAAUCUCAAUCUCAAUCUCAAUUACAAUCACAAGAACAAGAACAAGAACAAGAACAUGAAGAUGAACAACCUGCACAGUGUCCUACAAACGGACUUGCUAAUUUUAGUUUCUCCAAUACCCCAUCAACAUCUUCGCGACUCUUUCAACAACAACUCAUGAGAAACUGUCCAGUGAACUUGGGUAUCCCCAGCGCAGAACCCGAAAAAACAAAACUACCCAUUCUGCUUUCAUCCCCACCCCUCUCUCCACGCGACACAUCUUGGAUGAAGCUUAGUGUAAAGCGUAGCCUCGAUGACACAGAAACUACGGAUGCCAUGGGAGGUUGUGAUUUUGAUAUGGACUCAGAGGAGGCUGGUCAACAUAUUAAUAACUAUGAGCAUUCUGGUCGAACCUUUAAGAAAAUUAAAAGCAUUGGCGGUAAUAGUGACCAACAAUCUCAUUCUGACCAGCUUGAACAUUUAACUCAAAACUACUCGGACCCGCCAACCCCACAACCCAUUGUUGGUGGCGUUGCUGGACUUUCAUUACAAAACAAUAUCGGUAGUCAAAACAAAAUGGCCAUAAAUAUGCUCCAGCAAAAUCUGACUAAUAUAUCUCAAGCUCAGCAGCAACAAAAUGGAAUGCUGCCUACAACUCAUUUUCAUAUGAAUCCUCAUCAUCAGCCUUCUCCGGGAUUAGAAUCGCAUCAACAGCAUCAGCAACUGAAUACAAAUUAUUCUCUAGAAUCAUCUUCAUCAGGAACUCAAUCUCACUUUGCAUUUUUUACAGAUUCGUCUUCUUCAUCUUCAUCUUCUUUAUCUAGCAUGACAAGUGUUGACUUUAAGAGUCACUACGGUAAAUACCAUCAUCCACACCAUUACCAUCACAAUCAUAAUUAUCAUCAUCAUCAUCAUAGCAUAUUACAUCAAGAUAACAAAGUUAAUCUAUCACACCACGAGCAUUUAGAUACACAAUCAGUUUUGGCAUCUACAAACUUGCAUUUAGGCCACGAACAGGAGCAGGAGCAGGAGCACAGCGGGCUUAAAGUGCCGCCACCGCCGCCACCACCGUUCAGCAUGCAUUUCAGAAUGGGGUAUCGGCCAACGUGUGAAAAAUGUGUAAAUAAAGUUCCUGGUCAUUUUUCCCAUUUGGAUUAA